AUGCUGCCUGUUGUUGCCCAGCUCGCAGAACACGCGGGCGAGAGUGGCAGGCGCCGUCCUGGAGCCAUCCACUUUGACAAUGCCACCUCGAAAGUCGACCAAACCGAAUCAGAGUCCUCUACUGCUGCAGGGAGAUCUUCAAGAAAGAGGGAUCAGUUACAAACAACGGCCAGUAUCGCACUGGAUAUAGUCGCAAAUGUAACAGGGGUGUCGGAUAUCCUCGCUCCUCUCACGGCAGCCUGCAAAACAACAAAGUCGAUCAUUGAUACUAUCGACGAUAAUCAAGGAGACUGGAACGACCUAGUACGCCGCCUGGAGGAAUAUAUGUGGGCUAUUGAGAGCCAAAUCGACUCUCUCGAAAAGUAUCCUCCAGAAGAUAGAGUCGUCGACGAAGCCUUUAGCCAGCCACUCAUUCGUUAUGUCGAACUUCUCGAGGAUAUUCAUUGCGCGAUCGUCAAUAAUGCGCAUAAGAGACCUCGCACCAGGCGCAGUGCUGUUAUGGCCAUCGGGAAUGUGAAGAUUGACGCUGGACUCAUUCGCAAGUUCAAUCGAGAUAUCGAGGACCGGCAUAGGCAGUUCAUGGAGGCGUUGGCUCUUUUCACAGGUCAUCGUAUCCAGGUCAUCGAACAGCACACUAAAUCGACAGCGGCCAAGGUUGAAACAAUCGUCUCGGACAUCGAUGCAUCUUUCAUAUGCCAACUCCAGCACCUGUUUACAAGGGACUCGUCUGGAUGUUCUCGAGAAAUCAAGACAUGGGCCGAAGACGAUACAUCUGACAAACCAAUAUUCUGGCUCUGCGACGUAGCCGGUUCGGGCAAAUCCACCGUCGCAAUGUCGGCAGCGGAGACGUGGCCGAGACGUCGAAUACCGAAAAGUUCUGCUCGACGAAAGCGGGUAGUUCUCAUCGUCGACGCCGUGGAUGAAUGCAAAUCCGGACCGCAACGAAGCGAACUUCUCGACACGUUCGUCAAAGCCGCUCGAGAAAGCAGGAAUCUCAAGAUCUUCAUUACCAGUCGGCCAGACCCUCUCGAAGAUCGGCUCCACGAUAUCACUUACCGUGACAACAUGGAUGACAUCGCCACCUAUGUCCAUGAAUCACUCUACACCGUUCUGCCCGAGGACAAGCGGCAACAGCUCAUUGAGAAGGCGCACGGAUUAUUCAUCUGGGCGAGCACCGCAUGUCGAAUGAUCAAUAGCAAGACAGCAUGGGACACCCCCGAGACUAUAUACGACUGGUUGACUUCGGUGGACCAAAGUGGAGAUAUAGACGAUGUAUACAAGCUCAUUUUUGAGCGCGUAGACCCCAGAUUCCACACGGUCAUGUGCGGCAUGCUGGCACUACUGCUUGCCGCAUUCGAACCACUGACCGCCAACGACCUCGACAACAUUCUUAAGCAUAUCGGACUACGCGGAUACUCCGAUGCGUUGAUUCGGAACCUUGGAAGUGUCCUUAUACAGGACAAAGCAACAAAAGUUAUUCAAUUUCGUCAUCCGACUCUUGUUGAGUACCUGCAACGCUGCUAUGACACUCCAGUCCCCGAAGAAUCAAGCAGCAUCUACAUCAACAUUCACGAUGCACAUGGUCAAAUUGCGUCGUGGUGCUUCAGUAACCUUCAAUCACGACAGGGAGGACUCAAGUUCAACGUAUGUGAAAUCGAGUCGUCGUUCUAUCGAAACCGAGAUCUACCGGAUCUAGAGGAGAGUAUCAAGUUUAUUGGAAGAAACCUUGAUAUUCCAGUUACAUUGGCCGUUUCAUAUGGCCCAGGCGGAUAG
This is a messenger RNA of Serendipita indica DSM 11827, 1773 nucleotides long. NCBI's taxonomy places the organism in Eukaryota, Fungi, Basidiomycota, Agaricomycetes, Sebacinales, Serendipitaceae. The record is from the annotation of a GenBank genome assembly.